CUUGUCAUCCUUAUUCCAAAGCUACUUAGUGUGUUACUGAGGUUCUCCUGUUCAAACCAAGCUGCCUGUAGAACACUGGUCUGCAUUAACUGACAGCAUCUCAAGAACCUGGCCCAGCUGCAGCUCUGUCCUCACUCCUGGCUGACACAGCUCUCUUCAGGCUGAAGAUGAAGUGCCAAACACAAGGUAAGAACCUGCUGGCUUUGGUGUAUGUCUGUGGCAGUAACGACAGACGAACCCGGACUCACAUGGAAUAGAUUUUACCCACUAUCUUGUCUUCCUGCUUCAUACCGCUUGACCUCAUUAUGCUUGGCCUUCCUAAGGAAUGGUAGCAAUAUUUAGUGGCACUUUAGACUUUGUUCCCCCCUGGAGAACAGCAAGUGCUUUAACUUUCAAAUCAAUCCCAGGACAUUUCUUUAAACUCCCAAGGCUGCACACCAGCUUCUUGACCAGCCAGCUUCUUCCCUCUUUUAUGUGAAUUACACUUGGAGCUGGUAAUCCUCAAGUUACUGGCCUUGUGUGAUUUUGUUGUUUUUACAACCAGCUUCAAACUGAAGGCAAAAUACUUGACUGUUAUCUGAAAACACACUGGGAAAUGCUAAUACUUUCACCAAGAAAGACAAGAGCUUUUAACAAAGCUACAGACAUUCUUUCUCCUCCCCUCGACUAAUGACAUUGUUGCUAUCUGAGCAAAGAGGGAGACAGAUUCUCCUCCAGGUUCAUAAUGGUCUGGUGUGGCUGCCAAGAGGUUAGAACAGUAUUGCCUAUGAGCACGAAAAUGCACACACACUCUGGCAUAGUGAGGCACUGCAAGUCUGGGGAAGCAAGGGUUAGAUGUUAACAGUAUUAAUUAAGAGGCAGAAAGUACAUUAGUAACUAAAUUUGUACAGUGUCUGCUCAAACAGUGUGCUGUUUAAACAUGAUGCUGAAGUGACAAAUAAUUGGUUCAUUGGAGUUCUCCCUAGUGAUCUGUUGUCCCAUAAAUUGGUAUGGUGUAUGUCCCUUUUCAUUGUAACUGGAGAUUGGAAGCACAGGUUACUUUAUUUAGCAAACAGUUUUACAGCCAGGCUACAAACACUGUCUUUUUAUUUCUUUGGUAGUGUAAAGAUGAAAGGAUGACUCACAAUCUUUACUUUCCUGCAAGUUAGGACAGUUGUGCAAGAAGAACUGGGAAUGCCAGCCUGUGUUUUUUUGAAGGUGAUGGGAACAUGCUCUCAUGUGCCAGGACCCCAUCCACCACAGUGAAGGCAGGGGCUGGUUUAUUUGGUACCUGGUACUCCAAGUGCUUUAAAACUGAUGUCCAGACUUGGAUCAACUCAAGCUGCUAUGGUUCAGUGCUGGGUCUGAGACGGCAUCAGUGAUGCUGAAUGUAGGUGGGCUGAGGAAAGAGUUACCCAAACACAGGCACUACCCCCAUUCUCUCCUACCCACACAAUGUCACAUAAAAAAAGAUAUGUGUUCAGUGUUUGGAUGAGAACAUGCCUGGCUGUCACUACUCUCAUGUUACUUUGGCUCAGGCUGUAGAGAGUGGAAUAGCUUUUGGCAGAUACACAGCUGGAAUAAGCUCUCAUUGGCAUCUGGAGGCUUCUUAUUAUGUCUCCCCUUCUUGCUCCCUGAUCUAGUGAGGCUGCUGAUGAGGAGGUGGAUCAGAUGCCAUGGCACUCACAUCUUACACGGUGCUCAGAGAGGGCAGGGCACGUGUGGUGCCUUUGCACUACUUGGCCUGCACUCUGCAAGGCUUUCUGAGAGACUCAGGGUUCUGGUCCACACAAUUUCUGGGAGCUGAGAUGUCGAAGUGCUCACACCUCCCUGUAUGGAGAUAUAUUUUAUUUAGUAAUUGUUUUCAAAAAAAUACUUGAAAUUAAAAGAGAUGGCAAAAAGUAAACGCUGCUGUGCUGGAAAUGCAGUGUUUCCACUUACUCAUUUCCUGGCUGUCAGGAAGACUAGAUGCUGUCAGAUCUCUCAUCAGAGCCCCAACAUAGAGUACUGAUGUGAGGGAGUGUUGAAAAGCUGCUGGCCAGAUCUACUUUCAUGGGACAAAGCUGAGAGAGAGGGAAGAGGUGGAACAAGGCAAGUAUGACCUGCCUCACUGUACACGGCAGGUCGUACCUGAGCACAGAACAACUCAGCAUCCCAAUACCAGCCUUGCUAUGAAAAAGUAGUCUUGCAGAAAAACUAGUUGGUUCAGCUCUGUGGAGUUUUGUUCAGUUGCUGGUGUUAGUGGGUUGUUUUGGUGGUUUUUUCUUUCAAUGUGUGUAAUUAUAUCUCCUCUGCUCACUGUAUGAAAAGGUAAUUAGAAAAACUAACCUAAUAUCUUUGUUUUACUCUUAAGCAGUUUUUGCUGUGCCUUCCUUCAUGCAGUUUGAUUCCCAUCUCCCUCCUUCCUUGCUAUAAAACACAGCUGAGUGCAAAUCAGAACAAGAAACGCAGCCUGAUGUCCGAAGUGUAAUAUGCAUAAUGCUGCCAAGGGUAAGAAUUUGAAUGUACUGAGUAAUUGCUGUCACAUGCUAUAAGCUGAAACACACAUCAUGUUUUCAGGUGAGAAAAGAUCGCUCUGAAAUCAUCAGAGGCUGGGGGGUGGAUGCACCUCCAUGGCUGGGAGAUGGCACAGGUCUACUUGUGGUGCAGCAGCAGCGCGUUCAGCUUGCAGGAGAGAGAGCCCUGCAACUCAUCUGUCUUCCCUGUAAAAAUGUGCUCUAGUUUCUCUUCUCACUCCCACAGAGCUCACAGCAGUGUGACAGACAUCUAGGGCAGGAGCCAGUGCAAGAGGAAAGUCUCUUGAUGUAGGAAUCUUGGCUCCCAUGAGAGAAGCUAGCUGAAGGAAUUAAUAGUCGCUGCUCCUUGCUGCAGUUGCCACAGUGUGUCAACAGAUAAACACAUCUGUUUUCUAUCCCCUUGGUAUACAUACUCAAGACACCGAAGAUCCAUCCCAGUAACACUGUUUUCCUCUGUACUCAUGAUGUGAUUUUUAUAGCUAAAGUACAUACUGCCCAGGCCCAGUCAAAAACCAAAUUACAUGAGAAAGCUUCCCUCAUCUCUCCAGGGUAUAUAAUACAGCAAAGUAGCAGCCUGGGCAAAGCUAUGUGCCAGCCUUGUCCAGACUAGACAAGUGCUCUGGGGCAUCCCACCAGUGCUUGAAGCCUUCUGCCUACACAGCGGUCUCUGCCCCAUACCCACAUGGUGGGAAAUAGAGCCCAGCCAUUCAGGGCUUGGGAAAAACUGCUGUUCUUCAGGCUUACUGUAGGUAUAGAAAAUCAUGCCAAGCCCAACUCCAGCUCGCAGCUGGAUUGAGGGGAGGGGUGUCAGGGAUAAAUAAGAAACACAAGCCAUAAAACUUGACCCCAUGCUUUGGGUUCUUCAAAGGGUGUACGUGGCAAAGGCUUUUUUGGUGAAUUUCCUCCAGUCCUUGGAGGUCAGUUCUGCUCCAGUUUGGCAGGACUGGCUGUAUCCUAACCUGCCUCUUGUUUACUGCCUUGUUUGCUCUUGUUUUGCUCUAUGACUGGCAGGCACCUCAGUCAGCUGCUCUUAAAUGCUUUUGGGCGGCAGCAGUGUCUCCCCCCCUCUCUGUAAGGGUGGCCAAGAACUGUGAUAGCUUUGCCAAGCCAGGCACUGCAAAGCUGGACUUCAGUACCAGCUAGGCUACCUGAAUAAACACCAGCAGUUUCCAGAGGACUGAAAAGUCAGUCACGAUAUAGUUUGUGAUAAAUGCGCCUUAACGUCACAAUUUUGUGUGAUAUUUAUGCAGGUGGAGCAAGUUUCAGAGACCUGGAGACAGCUUGCAGAACUCACCACUGCUGUCACAACUGGCAAGCAGGAUUGCUUCAGAUGCCUCUAGCUCAUGCCAAAGAAGUUUCCCACCUUUCUGUCGAAAGGCAGCUAUAGAUUGAAUGAAAGCUGCAGCAACAGAUCUGUUAGGACUCAAGAUUAAUGGCAAAUGUCACGGGGGCUGUGGAUUAAUAUAAGUGUCACCCUCUUGGAAAUAAGACAGUAUUCCUUCAUCCUGCAUCCUCAGCCCUUUGGAGUUCAGAGCAUACAGUGGAGUCUUCUCAGGGAAGAUGUCGUCUUUGACAAUGAAAACCUGUUGUCUGGACAAAAGAGGAAGUUUCUUUAAGCUCAUUGACACCAUUGCCUCAGAAAUUGGAGAACUGAAACAGGAGAUGGUACAGACAGAUCUCACAGUGGAAGAUGAAUCUGCUGAUUUGCGAAGUCUAAUAAAGGACAUGGAUAAUGUCUCUCCUGACAAAAAAGAUGUAAAAAGCUGCCCCCGGGACUCUGGUUAUGACAGCCUAUCCAACAAGCUGAGCAUAUUGGACAAACUCCUCCAUACUCACCCUGUGUGGCUGCAGCUCGGUCUGAAUGAUGCUGAAGCCAUGGAAAUUCUUCAGGCCCAGCCUCCUGGGAUAUUUCUGGUUAGAAAAUCUGCAAGACUGCAGAAGAAAGUCAUCUCUUUGCGUCUGCCCAGUGACUGUGGGUCCUGCCUGAAAGAAUUUGCCAUAAAAGAAAGUACAUACACAUUUUCCUUGGAGGGGUCUGGUAUAAGUUUUGCUGAUUUAUUCAGACUCAUUGCUUUCUACUGUAUUAGCAGGGAUGUCCUUCCAUUCACACUGAAGUUGCCUCAUGCAGUUGCUGCAGCAAAGACAGAAGCUGAACUUGAAGACAUUGCUCAGCUUGGACUGAACUUUUGGAGCUCCCUGGCUAACAGCAACCCCCUGGAUCCUUCACCUCCCUGUAGGCCUGUGCCUUCGGACAGCGCUUGUAAAGACUCGCAUCAGCUCUGCCUUAUAAAUGGAGUGCAUUCUAUACGAACCAGAACGCCCUCAGAGCUGGAGUGCAGCCAGACCAACGGAGCGCUGUGUUUCAUUAAUCCCCUCUUUUUAAAAGUGCACAGCCAGGAUGUCAGUGGAAGUCUGAAAAGGCAGAGCCCGAGAACUCAAGACGUGAAUGGCACAGCAAGGCCUCGCUCCCCCCCGCCCCGGCCGCCACCUCCUGCUAUUAAUAGCACCCUCAUGAGCCCGCAGCUUUCCAGGACUAUAAAGCAGGCAAGCAUGCCAGAAACAGUCAACCAUAAGAAAGAGAGAGGCUCGGAUUUGUUGCAGAGCAAGCCAGCCCCGAUUCCGCCUCCUCGGCUGAAGAAGCAGGCUGCUUGCUCCGAGGUGGAAGGGGGGCAAAAGACGGCGGCGGCCGCUCGGCCUGGCUUGGUGCGUGUGCCCGAAGCAGCGGGGGUUCCAGGUGAAACCCUGCCCGAGGCGGCUCCAGCAGCUUCCAAAAAGACGACAGCUACCACCUCUGAGUCACACAUACCGUGGAAUGGAGGCAGGCAGAGACUGAGCGACAUGAGCAUUUCCACCUCCUCGUCUGACUCGCUGGACUUUGAUCGGAGCAUGCCGCUCUUCGGCUAUGAGGGGGACACUAACAGCAGCCUGGAGGAUUUUGAGGGGGAAAGUGACCAGGAGAGCAUGGCACCCCCUUUGAAGCCCAAGAAGAAAAGAAGCAGUUCAUUUGUUCUCCCCAAGAUUGUGAAAUCUCAGCUGCGGAAAGUCAGUGGAGUUUUCAGUUCCUUCAUGACCCCAGAAAAGAGGAUGAUUAAGAAAAUUGCAGAGAUGUCCCGGGACAAACGCACUUAUUUUGGAUGCUUAGUACAGGACUAUGUCAGCUUUCUCCAAGAAAACAAGGAGUGCCAUGUUUCGAGUACUGAUAUGCUGCAAACAAUUCGUCAGUUCAUGACCCAAGUCAAGAACUACUUGUCCCAAAGCUCCGAACUUGAUCCCCCAAUCGAAUCACUGAUUCCCGAGGACCAAAUAGAUGUUGUCCUGGAGAAGGCCAUGCAUAAGUGCAUUCUGAAGCCAUUGAAGGGUCACAUUGAAGCAAUGUUGAAAGAGUUUCAUACCACGGAUGGUUCCUGGAAACAACUCAAGGAAAAUCUGCAGCUGGUGCGGCAAAGAAAUCCUCAGGAACUGGGUGUGUUUGUUCCGACACCAGACUUUGUGGACGUUGAAAAGAUUAAAGUCAAGUUCAUGACUAUGCAGAAGAUGUAUUCACCUGAAAAGAAAGUCAUGCUGCUGCUGAGAGUUUGCAAAUUGAUUUACACUGUUAUGGAGAAUAACUCAGGGAGGCUGUAUGGAGCUGAUGACUUCUUGCCUGUGUUGACAUAUGUGCUAGCCCAGUGCGAUAUGCUGGAGCUGGAUACUGAAAUUGAAUACAUGAUGGAGUUGCUGGAUCCAUCUUUGCUGCAUGGAGAAGGAGGCUAUUACUUGACAAGCGCCUAUGGAGCACUUUCACUGAUCAAGAACUUCCAGGAAGAACAAGCUGCCCAACUCUUAAGUUCAGAAGCCAGAGACACUCUCCGGCAAUGGCACAAGAGGAGGACAACUAACAGGACAGUGCCUUCAGUUGACGAUUUUCAGAACUACCUUCGUGUUGCAUUCCAGGAAGUUAACAGUGGAUGUACGGGAAAGACCUUACUAGUAAGACCAUAUAUCACUACUGAAGAUGUAUGUCAGCUUUGUGCUGAAAAGUUUAAAGUGGACAAUCCAGAAGAAUAUAGCCUGUUUCUUUUCGUUGAUGACACCUGGCAACAACUGACAGAGGAUACCUACCCUCAGAAAAUUAAGGCGGAGUUGCACAGCCGUCCACAACCCCAGGUCUUUCACUUUGUCUACAGGCGCACUAACAGUGACCCAUAUGGUGCCAUUUUUCAGAACAGCAAUGACUCACCUUCUUAAAACCAGCAAAUCAUAAUUUUCAUUUCUGUUUCUUGUUAACUGUUAAAAACAUCUUUAUUGCUGCCUUCCUUAGGAGAUAAAACAUGUCUUAAACCAUAAAGCCUAGUAAAACACAUGCUGGCAUUUCUAGCAUUGCUUACAAAAGCCAUGUUCUCAACACCGUGCACAUGGCCUGUUAUGCAGAAUAUUCCACCAGCAUGUUUGAGGGAACAGCCCAUGAGGCUGCAUUUCUUGUAGCACAGGCUCUUUUGCGUCAUAUGACACUUCACAGGUCUUUUUGCUGUAGUGUGCAAAAAUCUAUUUUCUUACACUCAUUGCUUAGCCAAAUGUCAUUUUGAUUUAAAUCUGCAUGCUAGACAAGUAUUUGAGUAAACUGGCUGGUAUGAGCUCAGUUUUUCCAGCAGGAGUUUGACACGACUGUCCGAUGCAGGGCAUCAGUUAACUCAUAAUUACCUGGAUGAUUGCAUCCUUUUCUCAUUUUUUUGAUUACAGAAAAUCAUCAUGUUUAUAUCUAUAUAUAUAUAUAUACACAUAUAUAUAUCAUAGAAAUUUUAUAGCAGUUGCAGGUAAACUGUCAGGGUUGGUUUUUUAAAUAUUUUUUUAACUAUAAAGUAUUCUAUAAUUAUGCAUGUGAUUUUAACAUUUAAUAUACAAGAAUAAAUCUCUUGCUGGUUUUAGAGUAUUGCAUUAAAAGUCUAUGUAUUUUCUCCUCUUUUCCUGUUCCGGGAGAGCUCUUAUGUAACUUGUUUUAUCUGUAAGAAGAUUUUAACAUCGGCGCUGCCGAUUUCAGUGCCUUUACCUGAACUUGAUGUAUUGUUAUCUGUAUUAUUGUUUAUAUGCAUUGUUUUAGACAGAACUAGGGGGCUGGAAGAGGAAAUUGAAAGAAAAGGUUAUAGAGAAGGGGAAGAGAAAGAAUGUAGAGAACUUAAUUUAGGAUUAAAAUCUGUUAGUCUGCUGGUUCAGGCUCCUUGCAGAAAAUGGUGAAGGAGGUUGGUAAGGAACUUCAGUGUAAGCAGUAGUGUAGGUUUGCAGAGGGAUUUGACAGCACCAAUCCCAGGUACUACUUGUGUUAACAGAGGAUUAGAUAUGUCAGUAAUGUGAAGGAGAACACUAUUUUGUAUAGUUUGUUGCCAGCAUCCAAGCGUCUGUUGGACUGAAGAACACGUUUCAGCAUUUUGUGGCGCUGUGUCACUCGGUGGAUGAGACGUGAAGGUCAGUGCUGUGUGUGCAGAGAGCAAGAUGGUGUUCAGUGCGCAUGUUCUAUGGGUUUGUCCCAGACAGCUCAUGCCAUGGGUGACGCUCUGCACCCCACCUAAGUCAGUCAGAGCUGCUGUCUUAGAGGGACAUGGGGUUCUCCUCAAACCUGCUGUGGUGGUGUAACAUAAGGCAGAUGACCUCAAAGAUGCCACGGGCAGCACGUGUAUUGUACAUACAGAGAUGUGUAGUAUUGUGUCAGUUUGCCUUGUAUCUGAGACCCCUGGCACGUGUCUGUAUUUCAUUUUGUAAAUGUUGAGUGUUGCACAUAAUAAUACAUUGCAGUGCUGAACAAUAA
Messenger RNA from Myiozetetes cayanensis, 8274 nucleotides. RefSeq names its product Ras and Rab interactor 2 (gene RIN2). The transcript has 12 exons. Gene Ontology annotation, biological process: vesicle-mediated transport; signal transduction. Bases 4056 to 6722 code for a protein of 888 amino acids. Gene Ontology annotation, cellular component: endocytic vesicle; cytosol. Lineage: Eukaryota; Metazoa; Chordata; Aves; Passeriformes; Tyrannidae. The record is from RefSeq and is a predicted model, not a curated record. Gene Ontology annotation, molecular function: guanyl-nucleotide exchange factor activity; small GTPase binding.